Neofelis nebulosa (Clouded leopard) is the source of this 1243-nucleotide messenger RNA. It is a transcript of the gene MRPS22, whose product is annotated as mitochondrial ribosomal protein S22. Gene Ontology annotation, molecular function: structural constituent of ribosome. NCBI's taxonomy places the organism in Eukaryota, Metazoa, Chordata, Mammalia, Carnivora, Felidae. The record is from RefSeq and is a predicted model, not a curated record. The coding region runs from base 31 to 1110 and encodes 359 amino acids. Gene Ontology annotation, cellular component: mitochondrial small ribosomal subunit. The transcript has 8 exons.
CACUUCCGGCGCAGAUGGCCCCGGAUAAUCAUGGCGACCCUCAGAUCGUCUGUGUCGCUGUGGGGCCUGCUGACAGGUUCUCGGAACACCGAGCGGGUCUCUUUCCCGGCCCGAACUCGGCUCCAUCUCGGCACCCUGCUCCAGCCGCUGCCCAGGCCCUGCGGGGCGGGGUUGCCAUGCCGUCGGCUUGCCUCUGAGGCGGAAUCUGGUAGCUCAGAGAUCAAGAAACCUACAUUUAUGGAUGAGGAAGUCCAAAACAUACUCAUCAAGAUGACAGGCUUGAAUCUGCAGAAGAUUUUUAAACCAGCUGUACAAGAACUGAAGCCACCAACCUAUAAGCUGAUGACCCAGGCACAGUUGGAAGAAGCUACAAGAAAGGCAGUUGAGGCAGCUAAAGUACGAUUAAAAAUGCCACCGGUUCUGGAAGAACGAGCGCCAAUAAAUGACGUGUUAGCUGAAGAUAAAAUUUUGGAAGGAACGGAAACAGCCAAAUAUGUGUUUACUGAUAUAUCAUAUAGCAUACCACACCGGGAGCGUUUUAUUGUUGUCAGAGAACCAAGUGGCACGCUACGGAAAGCCUCUUGGGAAGAACGGGACAGGAUGAUACAAGUUUAUUUCCCAAAAGAAGGUCGUAGGGUUUUGACACCAGUAAUUUUCAAGGAAGAAAAUCUUAAGACCAUGUACAGCCAGGACCGGCAUGUUGAUGUCCUCAAUCUCUGUGUUGCCCAGUUUGAGCCAGAUUCUGCUGAAUAUAUCAAAAUUCAUCAUCAGACUUACGAAGAUAUAGAUAAACAUGGAAAGUACGACCUUUUACGCUCAACAAGACACUUCGGUGGAAUGGCUUGGUAUUUCGUAAAUAAGAAAAAGAUUGAUGGUUUACUGAUUGACCAGAUUCAGAGAGAUUUACUGGAUGAUGCCACCAGCUUGGUCCAGCUGUAUCACAUGCUCCAUCCAGAUGGCCCAUCGGCUCAGGAGGCCAAGGAGCAGGCUGCUGAGGGAGUACAUUUAAUUAAGGUCUUUGCAAAAACAGAAGCCCAGAAGGGAGCAUAUAUAGAAUUAACACUACAAGCUUAUCAAGAAGCAUUCAUUAGCCAUUCUGCAGCUUCCUGAAAGUAUUUUUUUAAAUAAAUUUCAUUUUACUUAAAUUAUAACUAGCUUUCUGUUAAUGUUGAGCUGAAUGUUUAAAAAUGUCAAAAUGAAAACUACAGAUGGGAGUUACCAACAAAAUUGUUUUUUAACAGUG